Macroventuria anomochaeta is the source of this 1041-nucleotide messenger RNA. RefSeq lists its product as uncharacterized. Lineage: Eukaryota; Fungi; Ascomycota; Dothideomycetes; Pleosporales; Didymellaceae. The record is from RefSeq and is a predicted model, not a curated record. The transcript has 2 exons. Bases 1 to 1041 code for a protein of 346 amino acids.
AUGCAGCUACUUUCGUUUCUCAGCCUUGCUGCUGCAUUUGCUAGUGUGACCGCUGCUCAACGGGACCUUCCGCCACGUCCCGAUCUCAAAUAUGACGAGACUGCCGACUGGUACAAGGAUCACGGAAAGCCGAUCCCAGAUGUUGCGCCAGAAAUCACCGUUAUCGAGGCGAACAGGAGCUAUGUCGUGAAGCUUGAAUGUCCAGACUGUCCUUUCCUUGUCAAGGAGGGCAGGAAAGCAUCAUGGCAGGAGCGUGAUAACUCUUUGCUUCUGAAGUUUGACCUCAAGGACGCCGUAUCCGACAUAUCGAUAAUGCGUCUGAACGGUGCCACGGUUCUACCUCUCGACCCGAUGCCCCUCCACAUCAACGCAUACCAAGUCGCCGGCAAUCUCACACAUGAAGCCAUGGACAGUAUCAUCCAUGAACGCUUGCUGGAUCCCGACUUUGCCUGGCAGACAAGGUACCACCAGUUCCCUCUGCAAUACGAGCACACUCUUCUCAAAACCGAGACUCCAGGACAGUGGUGGAUGCAAUUUGAUAUCACAGGCUUUCCAUGGGGUAAAGAUGGCGAGCCAGUACACUUCGAUGAAGAUCGCAGGCUUGUGCAGGUUCUAGUCAAAGAAGAGAAACUCGCAGACGGCGCAGAAAAAUCUCUGUCUAUCAAGGAUGUUCAGAUUGUGGAGCGAUACCAGCGCGCCCAGCCGAUUAGGAUGAAGUGCGGCAAGCUGGCUAUGGUGAAGACCGCCUUCGAUCCAAACGAGUGGGACGAAUACGGCAAGCUGGGCUCCUGGUCGCGGGUGUGGAACAUGGUGUUUGGUAAGAUUGGGCAGUAUUGGUUGGAUCACAUCCAGCACAAUGCACUUCUGCUGCCGCUGGCAUUGCUGCUUGCGUUCCUCAUCUUCUUCGCCCGCGUUUGGCACCAGAGAGGGCAGCAGGAGAAGGCCAUGGACGCUGAGUAUGCUUUGCUGGAGUCUACACAGGAAGGACUGCCUCCAGCAUACUCAGACAUUCCUGUCAUCAAGAUCGAAGAGUACGAUUGA